Messenger RNA from Phlebotomus argentipes, 1699 nucleotides. It is a transcript of the gene Poxm, whose product is annotated as paired box protein Pax-1. Gene Ontology annotation, biological process: anatomical structure development; regulation of transcription by RNA polymerase II. Gene Ontology annotation, molecular function: RNA polymerase II cis-regulatory region sequence-specific DNA binding; DNA-binding transcription factor activity, RNA polymerase II-specific. Lineage: Eukaryota; Metazoa; Arthropoda; Insecta; Diptera; Psychodidae. The record is from RefSeq and is a predicted model, not a curated record. Bases 246 to 1067 code for a protein of 273 amino acids. The transcript has 2 exons.
UAUGUGAGACCCGAGAUCGGCGAUCAGUCUGUGUUGUGCAUUGCGAUCGAGCGCCUCAUGAUCGACUUGCUCGGGAUCGAAAGUGGGAUUCUUGUGUUCAGUGAGUGCAGACAAUCUGAGAAUCAGGACAAUUUAGUGUGAUUCCUUGUGGAUAAAGUAUGAUCGUCAGUGUGAGGAACCACUGAAAACCUCCCCCAGAAAGCAACUGAUCUCGAACUUCUUCCGCUCAGGAGUGCCUUUGAGAAAUGGAUCCAGACAACCAAGGGCAGCAGUAUGGCGAGGUGAACCAACUCGGCGGCGUCUUCGUGAACGGACGCCCGCUUCCCAAUGGCACGCGGAUGAGGAUCGUCGAGCUGGCGCGUCUGGGCAUUCGUCCGUGUGAUAUUUCGCGCCAACUGCGCGUGAGCCAUGGCUGCGUCUCCAAGAUCCUGGCGCGCUACCACGAGACGGGCUCCAUCCUGCCCGGCGCCAUCGGGGGCUCCAAGCCCCGUGUCACCACGCCAAAGGUGGUCAACUACAUUCGCGAGCUGAAACAGAAGGAUCCCGGCAUCUUCGCGUGGGAGAUUCGGGACCGGCUGCUAUCCGAGGGCGUGUGCGACAAGAACAACGUGCCGAGCGUGAGCUCGAUAUCGCGGAUCCUGAGGAACAAAUUGGGCAACUUGGCGGCUCAUCACACAGGAGCGCCGACGGGCUCUCCGGCCCAUCAUCCACACCUGUACAACUCCAUCUAUCCGUCGUAUGCGGCGUACGGGGGCGCUACGCUGAAGGGGGGCGGAGCCACGCCGAUGUGCGGCAGUCCUUCGCCCCCGCAAACUGCCACGGCGCUCCGCGCGGGUCACUGCUGGCCCUCCUCGCACUCCGUCACGGACAUCCUGGCCGGCGUGCACCAUCAGGCGGCCGUGGCGGCGCUCAGGACGGCGGGGCCCUGCGCCGGAGGCCCCGUGCCCUCGCCCACGAGCCUGCCCACCACCCACAUGACCGACCACAGCAGCCAGAGCUCCUACAACUACUACAUGUACAUCCAGAACAGCGGCGUGCACCAGCCUGUGGACUGCAAGUACGUGUGAGCGCCGUCGCGGGGCCCAAGGAGUGAUUGGACAAGAGUAUUUUCGAGCUUAUCUCGCUGCAAUUCUUAUCUUUUAGUGCGCGCAAACAGUAGAACGUCUAAGCAAAGAUACAAAGGUUCUUGAUUUUGUAAGUUAGUUAAGGAGGAACAUGUGCAGGCAAGCAUUGCGGAGAAUAGAAGUGUAAUUUAAAUGGUUUUAUUUAAUUAAAGACAUAAGCAGAAAGUGUCAGAGGAGAACAUCUCUUGUGCGUGUGGUCAAAUUUCAAAGGAUCCACCCAAAAGUAACGAUGAGAAGGAUCGUGAAAGCUGACCAGGAACAUGUGUUGAGAUAUGCACUGCAAUUCGACACGGAUAUUACCAUUUCAGUGCCUUCGAUGAACACACACCGCGUUUUCUGUCAACUCCUGCGCUUCCUUAUCGCUCACACCGCGCAUUCUCGACCUGCCAAUUCGUCAGUCAUCGUGAAUUCAUGCUUGUUUUCGUUAUCUUGCAUUGAGACGGAUUUCUUGGGCACACACAAGACGGCAUUGGAAGUUCUAAAAAUGCCCCGCGCGACAUGUGUAGAAGCUGCAGAAGCGUGUGAAAGAAGAUCAAAGGCAGAGAUGAGAACGAGGCAAACGCCACAUUUUGCCA